AGACCCUUCACUACAUCAAAAACAAACUCAAAGUCAUUCAUCUCUUGUAUAUCUUCACCCAAAGGCUUCAAGCUUUCCUAUUUCACCUUUUUUUUUUUGUUGUUGUCAAACUCCUAUUUCACCCUUAUUCUCUAAUUUGAAUCAAAAGAUAUCCCAUUUUCAUAUUCCUCGGUGAGUCGUUCAACACAGUUGUACAUUAUAACACCAAUGGAUAAGCUACAGAAGAUGAUCUCCGAGAAGUCUGUAGUGAUCUUUAGCAAAAACUCGUGUUGCAUGUCCCACACAAUCAAGACUCUCUUCAUAGACUUUGGGGUGAACCCAACGAUCUAUGAGCUAGAUGAGAUUAACAGAGGAAAGGAGAUAGAGCAAGCAUUGGCUCAGCUUGGCUGCAGCCCAGCCGUGCCAGUGGUGUUCAUAGGAGGGCAGCUCGUUGGUGGAGCCAAUCAAGUCAUGACUCUCCAUCUCAAUCGCUCUCUCGUUCCAAUGCUUAAGCGCGCUGGAGCAUUGUGGCUUUGAUUUAAAAAUAAAGUGAUACUUACGUAAAGAACGUAGCAUGAUAAUAAUGACGUAAUGAAAGUACAUGUAUGUAUGAAUGUUUUUUCUGUCUAAGUUUUGAAAGGAUAGACCAUGAGGAUACCUGUUUUGUAACGUGUGGGUAAACUUUAUAAUAAAAUCAGUUAGUGUUUGGAUUUCCUCUCCCA
Molecule: messenger RNA, 701 nt
Organism: Camelina sativa (false flax)
Lineage: Eukaryota; Viridiplantae; Streptophyta; Magnoliopsida; Brassicales; Brassicaceae
Source: RefSeq, a predicted model, not a curated record